AGCAGGUCUAACCUCCACCUUUGCAGCCAAUGCGCAGGGCGCCUUCGUUGUGAUGUCCGCGUCGAGUGCGCGGCUGGGGGCGGCGCUGGCGGUGCCGCUGGCGGCGCUGGCGGCGGCGCUGGCGGCGCUCGUGCUGGAGAGGCGCAAGCGCCAGGAGGCGGAGGCCGCGGCGGAGCGCGCCGCGCGGCUGCGGGACGAGGAGCGCAAGGGCCGCAUCCGCGCAGAGCAGGAAUUGCGGCGCAGGGCCGGCGAAACCGGUGACGCCGAGAGGGAGGAGAGCUUCAACUUCAACGCCAUCGGGACCUUCCGGUCCUGCUACCGGCAGCGCUGCGGGGCGCCGCGGCAGAGCAACCUGGUGCAGGACUCGCUGGCGGUGCUGCACUGUGUGAAGGACCUGAACCCCGAGGCUGCCCUGCAGGGGCUGAAGGACUUCAGCCACGUUUGGGUGCUCUACGUCUUUCACGAGAACACCAACUCCCUGCGGGAGACCAAGAGCGCCAGGCGCCGGGGCCAGGGCCAGGGCCGCGUGCCCCUGUGGCAGGGCUUGGUGAUGAAGGUGUCGCCUCCGCGGUGCCCGGAGUUGCGCGUGGGGGUGCUGGCCUGCCGCACGCCCCACCGGCCCAACCCCAUCGGCCUGUCCUUGGCGCGGGUGGUGCAGGUGAAGGCAGACCAGGGGGUGCUGGUGCUAGGGGGGCUGGACGUGAUCGAUGGCACGCCCUGCCUGGACAUCAAGCCGUACCUACCCAGCUUCGAAGCCAUCGAUGCGCAGGUGCCGCAGUGGGUCCAGAAGUCCUACGAGGAGCCCAUGAUGGAGGUGCAGUGGUCCCCUGUGGCGCAGGAGCUCCUGUCGCAGCUCGAGCCCUCGCAGUUGCCGCCCUUCCAGUCAACCUCCGAGCUGAUGAAGGCGAUUCAAGGCACCCUGGCGCUGGACAUUCGGUCCCCGGUGCAGAAGGAUCGCCAUCCGAACCCCGGGACCUUCAGCGACGCUGCCUUCUUCACGGGGGACCUCUGGUUUCAUGAGCUGCACAUCACGUACUCCCUGCUCCCCAGGGGAAACCUGGCAUCCGUGCGGGUAGAGGAUGUGCAGAAGGAGAAAAAGACGCCGGGCAUUGUGGAAGCCGCCUACAAGCAGAUUGCGUCGUGGCUUCCAUGGAAUCUGGCGGUGAGGGCCAAAGAUGCAAAGUGCGGCAACUGCAAGGUGACAGCUGAGGUCUACUGUGUGGACUGCAAGAAGGUGAUGUGCAAGUUCUGCACCACCCUCCUGCACCAUCCUGACACCAAGAACGAGCAGCACUCCUUGGAAGAUAUCGUCAAGGAGAACGAGGAUGGGGUGAUGCCGGAAGUGAAGAUCAUCAGCCCCAUUUUGCUCGACCUGAUUCUAGUCGCUGCCGGCAUGUUCUUCUACUUCAGUAGCGCAGGCAUCAGCCCGGAGUACUUCAGCGGGGCGAGCUAUUGCCCUGGCCUGGCGAGGGUCAGGUACUGGACAGCUCGCUUCGAUGCCAACGUCUUCUUCUACUUUAAGAACGAGCUGGCGCAGUACUGUGACUGGGAGGACUCCUACUGGAGGUUUUUCAUGGACACCUGGAUCCGCAGUGUCCUGACCAAUACGGACAGCUGGAUCCUCCUUUUUGCCUCCUUUCUGAAGGCAGCGACCUUCGAGGAGUUCUUGCGCAUCAUCAUUACCCCAGUCGUUGCUGCGGUCUACGCCACUUUGGCCUACAUUGUCCGCAGCAUAGAGUUUUGGCUGCACAAGAUCCUCUACGAGCGACUGGAGGGUUCCACGCACACCGUCACCAAGCUCUUGCAGCGGUUGUCGAGAGUGGUUCAGUUCAUCCGCGUCUCAUCCAAGCUUGGAAUCGACUCGGUGGAGCUGGCUCCGCCGACACAUAGGCGCAAACGACCAGCCUCUGACAUUGCGGAGUACUUUGUCUACGCCUGGCGGAGACGCUUCCGCCUGCUCGACUACUACCGGGCGCAGGCGCGGGCAGUGUGCAACCUCCUGCUGAAGGGCUCCCUGCUCGCGGCCACGGCCCUUCGGAUCUUCUGCAUCCUCUUCGGUGGCACCCCGCUGCUGUCCCUAGCCCACCUCCUGGGCUUCGGCGAUCGGGCGGAUAGGCAUCGCGACUGGUUCACCGAGGUGACAGGCACUCCCGUGAACCACGGCAAGGCCUACUAUUGGACCGAUCAGAUCUUCUCUGUGAUCGGCCACGAGGUGGUGCUGGCCAACAUGGCCUUUCUGCAGGGCUACUUUUCCAAGACCGCCUGGGUUGCGCUGGAGAGCAGCAUGAGCCUCUACCCCCUCUUGAUGAGGCUUUGGCCCAUCCUCACCAUCUUCCUGGCCAGAUGGAUGUGGGGUCAAUUCAUCCAGAGGCAGAAGGACAAUUUCAAGAUCGAGUGGAAGAAGAAGUACAGCAAGGAGGGCUGCAACAAUUGCGGUCUGCGCGACUAG
Molecule: messenger RNA, 2449 nt
Organism: Effrenium voratum
Lineage: Eukaryota; Dinophyceae; Suessiales; Symbiodiniaceae
Source: the annotation of a GenBank genome assembly